Molecule: messenger RNA, 2522 nt
Organism: Gadus macrocephalus (Pacific cod)
Lineage: Eukaryota; Metazoa; Chordata; Actinopteri; Gadiformes; Gadidae
Gene: sh3rf1
Product: SH3 domain containing ring finger 1
Exons: 10
Coding region: 420-2219 (599 amino acids)
Molecular function (GO): protein binding
Source: RefSeq, a predicted model, not a curated record
CUCAACGGCAAUCCCGGCUCUCUUGUCGUUUUCUAGAACGUUCCGGCGCUGCCCUGCGGCAAGGCCCUCUACUCCUACGAGGGCAAGGAGCCCGGCGACCUGCAGUUCACCAAGGGCGACAUCAUCAUCCUGCGACGCAAGGUGGACGACAACUGGUACCACGGCGAGCUCAACGGCUGCCACGGCUUCCUGCCGGCCAGCUACAUCCAGCUGCUGCGGCCGCUCAGCCAGACCCCGCCGCAGGGCCAGGCCCUGUACGACUUUGAGGUCAAAGACAAGGACCAGGACAAGGACUGUCUGGCGUUCAGCAAGACAUUGCACCAAUUAUUGGCCUCAUAUUGGCCGAGGCCUGCAGCCAGCACUCCAUUGAUGAGGUGUUGACGGUAAUACGGCGAGUGGACGAGAACUGGGCAGAGGGCAUGUUGGGGGACAAGAUUGGCAUCUUCCCUAUUCUCUAUGUGGAGUUGAACGAAACCGGCAAGCAGCUGAUGGAGAUGGACAAGUCUGUGGUGGCCCCUGUCCCCGGGGCAAGCUCAGCCCCCUCCCAGGCUCCCGCCCCCGCCCCCGCCCCGUUGGGCCCCUGCUCCCCGGGCCCCUCCCCCGGCCCCUCCCCGUCCAAUGGGAACAGUGGGUGCCACAGGCGGGGCGAAGGGAAGAAGAACGCCAAGAAGCGGCACUCGUUCACGGCCCUGUCCAUCAGCCAGCGGGCGGCCCAGCUCAACAACAGCAGACACAGUAUGGAGAUCUCCCACCCGGUCCUCAUCAGCUCCUCGGACCCCCGGGCCGCUGCACGCAUACACGACGUGUCCCCCGCGGGGCCUUCACCCUCGUCCGCCGGGGUGCUCGUGCCCCCCAGGGUGGCAUCGGUGACCUCGGAGAUGCUGGCUCACGCCAAGGUGCAGCUGCCGCUCAACAUCUACCUGGCCCUCUAUGCCUACAAGCCCCAGAAGGCCGAUGAGCUGGAGCUCAGGAAGGGGGAGAUGUACCGCGUGACGGAGAAGUGCCAGGACGGCUGGUUCAAGGGCACCUCGCUGCGCACCGGCGCCUCCGGUGUCUUCCCCGGGAACUACGUCACCCCCGUCUCCAGGGCUCCGUAUGCCGCCGGCUCCGCCCGCAGCUCCUGUAUGACCGGCGGCGGCGGCGGGGGCGGUGGCCAGCCGGGCAGCAAGGUCUCCACCCCGUCCUCGUCCCCGGGCUCCCCGGGGCCGUCGCCCCGCCCCUCCACGCCGCACGCCGGCUCGGACGCGGCCCCCGCCUCCUCCCCGCAGUCGGCCGCCGCGCAGCUCAAGAACUGCCUGCGCUCCUGCCAGCAGAGCGCCAGCCAGGCCCGCAGUGCCAUGCAGCUGGUACACAGCCCCCCUGCCGGCAGCCCCGAGCGCCCCCCCGGUGGAGGGGUGUCGCCCCUGCCGCUGCGGCCCCAGAGCUCCUGCGCCUCCCCGUGCCGCGCGCAGCAGCACGGCGGCUCGCCGGGGCCCCGCCCGCUCUCCAUGGCGUGCACCACGUCCCCGGGGCCCUCGCCGCUCUCGUCCCCGGCCGCCCGCCACCCGCUGCUCCCCCUGGCCUGCCUGACCCCGCCCAACGCCUCGGCGGCCCUGCUGAACGGCUGCGAGUCGGCCGGCCCCUCGCCCUCGUCCCCCGGGGCCACCAUCACUGCCAAGCCAGAGAAGAAGGAGAAGAAGGCGGGGGGUCUGCUGAAGCUGCUGUCCGGGGCGGCGGCCAAGAAGAAGUCGCGCUCCACGCCGUCCUCCCCGCCGACCCACGAGCCCCGCACGCCGUCGUCCUCGGGCCACGCCCACCACCUGCUCCACCUCCACCACCACCACCACCAACACCACGCCUCCUCCGCCUCGGGCCACUGCUCCCUGGAGUCCCUGGGCCGGGCGGGCUCCUGCCCCAUCGAGAGCGAGACGGGCGGCGCCGCGGGCCUGGAGCCCCUUCACAGGAAGUCGGGCUCGCUGGACACCACCUUCCCCAUGUCGCCGGCCACGGCGCGCUGCGGCGGCGCACUGCUGGCCCUGCGGCCCGAGACCAAGCCCCUGUCCCGGGAGAGGUACCGAGUGGUGGUGCCCUACCCUCCCCAGAGCGAGGCGGAGAUCGAGCUGCGGGAGGGCGACGUGGUGUUCGUCCACAAGCGGCGCGACGACGGCUGGUACAAGGGCACCCUGCAGCGCACCGGCCGCACCGGCCUCUUCCCCGGCAGCUUCGUGGAGAGCUUCUGAUUGGCUGGGGUUGGGGUGGGCGGGGGGAGGACGCGGGGGGGGGGAGCAGGCAAACAAAAAAAACUGUUUAUCACGCACACUCUGUCUAGCAAGCACACGGCACAAACGAACGAACACACACAAACAAGAUCAGACCACACACAUACACACACACACACACACUCACAAAGAUGCCUGAUAAACGUUAAGAAUAAUAUGCACACUUAUACAUGAAGAUGUACACACGUGCAUACACCACACACACACACACACACACACACACACACACACACACACACACACACACACACACACACACACACA